This is a messenger RNA of Hymenoscyphus albidus, 3785 nucleotides long. Lineage: Eukaryota; Fungi; Ascomycota; Leotiomycetes; Helotiales; Helotiaceae. The record is from the annotation of a GenBank genome assembly.
GCAGUGGGCGUUUUUUUGGAAGUCCCUAUUUGCUGGACAUCGCCUAAGCUUCAAGCUAAGAUUUAGUUCAAUAUCAAUUCGCUACACGUACUCGUUGAAGCAACCGUUUUACUGCUACAUUUGUAACACCAAAAACCACUUUACUUUGUCCCAACAAUCGAUCCACUCUCGUACCUCGUUUCAUCGAGAACUUUACAGAGAGGAGAGAUGUCAUGUGACAAAAACAAAACUCGGCUGACGCUAGCUACAGAUUAGGUUCAUGUUUCCUGUUGAGCUGUGUGGAGGAGGCACGGAUUAUUGUGCCCUAUCUCUGUACAACGUCAAUUUCGACACGAUAGGAAGUUCAAACUACGUCGCGAAUUGAAAGUCUUCCCCAGUCUUUUCCCUCCCCUGUGAACCAACUCGAAACCAACUUGCACUUGCACCGGAGCGAAAGAGCCUCUUCCCCAAAUUCUGCAGGGCCAGGUAAGCAGUACUGAUAGGGUUAGUUGCACGACGUGAUUAAUCUUCAACGCUGACUCUAUUGGCGCCCUAAUCGCCAUGCACACCUGCGGCGCUGAGAGAUGCAUAUUGCCUAAAUCCAGCCUCACGCCUACCCUUGUGUCAGCUUGAUGUCUUGAUUAACGACAACUUCUUCGUCUGAUGAGUCGGCCGAACAUCUAACAAUUGCGCGGGAGGACAUUCAACAGGGAGGACCCACAGUACCAAGAUCAUGAUACGGAGAGAAUGAGAACCUGCACUCAAAGGCCCCAACGUUGUCGACAUUGCCCGCGAACCCCCGGCGUUUGCUACGAUCUUCGCCCAUGCAACAUCCCUUUUGGCCACCAUGUCUGGCUCGGAAUGGGCGAACCCAGAAGAUUCCCUGGGCGCCAGGAGCUUUUCUCCAGACUCCCUCGACAGGUACAAGUGCUGGACUGUCAAGGAAGACAGUCCCGCUCACACAGUAUGGAAGAGUAUCUCGAAGCAGAUUGUCAAGCUCCUGCAAGAUCAACACGAGCCCCUGGAAACGAGAGACAUGGAUCUUAUGGUGGAGAUAUUCAUGAUAGGCGAGGAGGAGGUACUUUCGAGCCCGACGAUUCUCGUUAGUUGCCACGAUCAGAGCACUCGCCGACGUGCAUUGGAUUUGGUGUAUGAGAGUCAACUUCUUUUACAGUAUCCCGGGAUCACGAUGGCAGGUUGUUCGCCAAGGCGUCGUCCACUGGCAAUGGAGGAGACUGCCGAGAUGCCAGAUCUACCGCCAGGUGUCUACGCCACUGAACCUUUGAGGCAUUGUGGGGUUUCUGUUCUUAUCUUUGGGGAACAACGACGGCCCCCACGAAAGGCUACGUUGGGUGGAAUUGUUUUCAUUGCGGGUCUGUUUUACGGCAUCAUUACGCUGUAUGCUUGCAAACCAGAUUCUAACAUGGUGAUGAAGUCGGAUAUGGAUUCGCAAUUUUGUUUCUAUGAAAAUACGAGAAUCGAUGAAUCUCUAAAGGGGAAACAUGAUUCGGCAGCAGACCUAACUCUAGGUAAGAAGAAUUUGAGUUUCAACGUGACUGUACUAAUGAUCAAAGGUGAUAUGUCACCAACUGCCUUCUCAUCCCCUUCAAGUAGUAGGGGAAACUCCACCAAAUCUAACAAUCCUUCUACACCGGAAACCUCUACAACAAAAGGUAAGGAGCCCAAAUUCAUUGAAGGGAUUCGGCCAAUGCUCUGCCUAUAUAUGCCUCUCUAGCCCAAGCAGCUGUUGAAGAAUUGCCAGUUACAUUUGAGGAAGGUUAGAUCAAAAGAGACUACGGCUUCUUGAUUGUUUGUAGCUUCUUGAAUAAUCGGUCCCAUUAUCAGAGGCCAACCGAAAUAACAAGAACGGGCUUAACCAGAUCAAUGACCGAGAUACAUACUCAGCAAUUCUUUCUUCGAAUGCUCUUGCUACCCUUCACCUUUCCAUUUUCCUUGUCCUAAGACGUCUAUAUUCUCUUCGGUCUUCCCAGGGGGUUUCCAGCGCUAAUGUGAUUAGCAGCUUCAUCAGUAUCUCGAGGAAGCUCAUCAGCAUCGGCGCCGCAUCCGCGGCCAGAGCCACGACGAAAACAAAGGGCAGCAGCAGGCGAUGACAAUAUCUCUCCCGAGCUGGGUAAUAUCUUUGUAUCCGCCCCAGCAAAUAGCCUAGACUGGGCAUUAGUGGAGAUUGAAAAUGCAGAAUUGAUGCUGGAAAGUAUAUCGUUGAAUAAUAGACGUGCGUGAGCUCUGCUUCUAAGCAGGACACAAUGCUAAAUGUAAACAGGGUUCAUGACCAACAGUAUAUAUUGGAGAGACCAGAGUCUUCAUAGAGAAGCAAUUCAUCCAAAGGGGGUAGCACAAGAAGCAGCGCAAGUCGAUGUUUUGAUAUGUACAGGCAAUAGAGACGAUGCAUUAUUGGGACGGUUGUCGAGUAUUUCUACAUUUCAAAAGGCGCCUGGGAGCAAAAGGUUUCAGGAGUUAUGGGUAGUUAAAUGUAUAAAUGGGACUUUCUGUACGUUGUUGCUCUUAAAUGAUCCCAUGAUAUUCUAACUUUUACAGUUGACGGGGAUUGUGGAUCGUGGGUUGUCGAAUGCGAUACAGGAAACUUAUGUGGGAUUGUUGUCUUUGGGUUUCCAGAAACCGAUACAGCCUACCUCAUUCCUGCUGCUCAUAUCUUCGACAGGAUGCAAACUCAUCUCAAGAAGCGGGUCGAAUUAUCAACACCUGACUUAUGGAGCGCAACAGAGGAUCGCGCAAAGAAUGCUAUGUCGCAAAAUACGAAUACUCUACAGCGAGCAGACUCAGCAAGAACUAUUAGAACGGAGAAUCGGAGGAGUAUAGUUGGUCAGCCAUCUAUACGCAUGUCGAUGGAAGAUGGAACAAAUUCAAGACCACGGUCGUGGAGUCAAAACUCGAUUCAAAGCACUGUAUUCGACACAAGAUCGUUGCACUCUAACCUCUCACAUUUCUCUAAAAUACCUACUCACCUAGCGAACGAAACGCACUUGAUGCCAGGCCAAGAACGACUAUCACCCAGUUCGCACUUGAGGAUUCGAGCCAACUCUACCUAUUCGAGCUCAUACGCGGACUCGCAUCGUUCAUACCGUCCCUAUUCCACAGCCUCCACCUUCCAAUCCAUUGACUCCGCCUACGGCAAUCCACCCUGCAACAACCUCUGGGUGCGAAAUCUCCCCACCGAGCCCGACGAAGGGGACCUUAGAGAAUACUUCAGCCGAAUGGAAGGCUUCGAAGGCCUACGCAUGAAAUUGAAUGACCCAGAAUGCUUCGUCCAUUUCACAGAUGUCGUCACGGCCACGAUGGCGAUGCAGAAAUCUGACGACCAUCGAUUCAGUAGCGAGGAUAAAUGGGGAAUCAUGGUUGGAUUUGCAUCUAAUGGCGUGACCCCGGCUGGCGUUUUACCCUCGCAGGAGGACCUAGAAUUGGAGGUUAGUAUUGCCGAACUGUUGGGCGGCGAGUCAUUACCUUCUAUUAGGGAACAACCAUCGCGAGGGGCUUCGUCGGCGUCCAGAAUCGACGACGAUGGAGAAAAUGAGGAUGGGAAGCCGAAGCGGACGAUGAGUUCGGCGAAUAAACAGGUUACUAAUAAGAGUAGGAUGUUGAAGGAGAUGUUUGCGGAGUUGGGUGAGUUGGAGUUGGAAAGUAGGGAGAGUGACAAGAUUCUGGUGGAGGAUACUGAUGAGGAGGACGUGGAUGAGGAGGUGGGGAGUGAGAAUGAGAAGGACGAUGAGGAGUACGACGAGGACGACGAUGAUACUGAGGGGGAAUUUGAGGAUGAUGAUAAGAUAUGA